UGCAGUUUUGUGUAGAUCAAGAAACUACCGGAGAGUUAUCCGCUAGCAAAAUGCUUUAAAGUGUCUUCUAUCAAAAAUCUCUGCUUUUACAUCCAAUAGUCAUCAACUUUCCAGAAGAUAGCCUGGAUGCAGAGUACAAACAUGUCCAAGCCAGUUUUUCAUAGUCCUCAAAUGCUCUCGUUGGAUCAGAAAUGCACCAAAUGUCUGUUAGAGACGUUCGUCAAGCGCAGCCUCAGCCUGAAUGAUGGAGGCAAGAAACAUCAACUGAAACAACGCAAAAAACUCAAAGAGCAGGAGCAAGGAAGCCAAGCCAGACGGGCAUCUAGUGACAGCUCUGCUCACCGAUUGUCCGUCGAAUGGCUUGUAAAGACCACUGAGUGCACGGAAUGCACAAUAGCAGACCCUGCUUUCCAGAGAAAGAGCCGGAAAACACCAAGCAGAAGCAAAUCGUUCUUUAGGGGCUUUCUCAACCUCUUCACUAGGAAGAAGUUUGACCUGAAGUUGAAAGGGAAGAGUGUUUUAGAAACAGACUCUGGACAGUCUACAAUAGAACAGAGGCCUAAUGAGUCGGUUGGAAGCUCAUCUGUCCACAGUGAGAUGGUUAGGAAAAAAAAAUCUCUGAAGAGGAUCUCGUUCAGCAAUCAAAAUGUUGUGAGUGUGGACUCUACUAAUGCAUACUUUGAGAGAGUGUCAGAGGAGCUAGAGUCGAUUGUGAAGGCGAUUCAGUUCAGUCCAAAAGAAGAUUCUGAUCUACUGCCCUCUUCUGCUUGUCUAGGAGAUGACAGCAGCCCUGCAGGUGAUGACACUACUAAGAGAAUUAUCAGCUUACUGAAGCAGCAUGGAGAUAUUAUUGAUCAAAAGAUCAAAAGGAACAGUAGUGUUCAAGUGUUCCUCCAGAGGCUGUCUUACAGCUCCUUCCAGCAGCUGGCAGAUGGCUACAUAGCCCAGAUCCCCAGUCCUCUUCCCAAGAGCACAGACGCUUCUCCGGAACUGGUCAGACUUGCCUUCACCCUGGACUUUACGGCCAAAGUGGCUGGAUUGUGCGGCCAGACAGUCGGUCGAAUCAUGGGAUUUGGUAAUCAAUACCUGCAGGACUCCUUCACACAAAUGUGCGCUGCCCACACACAGGUCUGUGCAGAUUUGGAAGGACAGAACACCAGUGAUCCUGACUGAUGGCUCUGAGGUUAUAAAUGUGAAGUCAUAGAAAUGUGCAAUAGCCUUAACUCAGGGAAAAAAGUACUUUGAUAUACUCUAUGUGCUGAUACUUUUGUGAAUUUAUCCAAAUGUAGUAUGUUUAUACAGUAGUCAUUAUACAAUGAACUCAUGUGUUACUACCAGUGUUUUCUAUAGGAUUUGUUUUGCAAUGAGAGGAGAUGACAGUCAGUGUGGACAACACAACAGAAAGAUAUGUCUGUCUUUCUGGUCACAUACUGUACAAUUCACAUGCACAGAACUGAGCUAAUAUAUACAUUUUGUCCAUGGUGCUGCAGAUGAAUAGUGGUCCAGAAAGAACUGGUUACCACUAUAGGAAUUAGAAUAGUGUGUUUUUGAUGUUGGAGUUGAGACCUGCAAACUGCUCUUGUUUACAUUACUAAAUUACUAUUUUGAUGGUUUUUAAAAUAAAAACUUUUUUUA
Molecule: messenger RNA, 1635 nt
Organism: Xyrauchen texanus (razorback sucker)
Lineage: Eukaryota; Metazoa; Chordata; Actinopteri; Cypriniformes; Catostomidae
Exons: 6
Coding region: 127-1173 (348 amino acids)
Source: RefSeq, a predicted model, not a curated record